Pocillopora meandrina is the source of this 354-nucleotide messenger RNA. The record is from the annotation of a GenBank genome assembly. Lineage: Eukaryota; Metazoa; Cnidaria; Anthozoa; Scleractinia; Pocilloporidae.
ACCAUCAAGUUCGCUGACUUGUGCGAGUUUGGUUGGCUUACAGACAACAAGUAUCUAUCUGACGAGCUCACAUCAAAUUCUGAUGACGAAAAGAAAAUGUUUCAAGAAGAGAGGAGAGCGGAGAGAAAAGCGGUCAAGGAUAAGUGUCGUCAGUAGCAACGAGCCGGUUCUUCUCGGCUAAGGUCAUCCAGUUAUCAGUCAAGAGCUUCUGUCCCUCCAAGUUCUUCCAAUUCGUUGGUAGGCUAUCACCCAAUGUGUAAGGAUUUUGGUAACUUCUGUGGUUUAGGUCCCUGUCAAGAUGAGGAUCAUAUUUAUUUUUCCUUCCGUUUGAAUCUGCCACCACAUCUUAACUAG